Messenger RNA from Danaus plexippus (monarch butterfly), 5255 nucleotides. RefSeq names its product protein Daple (gene dtr). The coding region runs from base 69 to 5129 and encodes 1686 amino acids. The record is from RefSeq and is a predicted model, not a curated record. The transcript has 17 exons. NCBI's taxonomy places the organism in Eukaryota, Metazoa, Arthropoda, Insecta, Lepidoptera, Nymphalidae. Gene Ontology annotation, molecular function: protein binding.
UAGUUACUGUUAGUAGAAUAUUUUAAGUAUAAUAUGCUUUUCGUACAUGAUAACGUGAUAUUUAAGUAAUGGCUACGCCGACUGUUCAAGUGGAUGAUGAGUAUAGGAAAGUCAAACGUGCUGAACUGGAAGAGUUUUUUAAAGAUCUGGAUAUAAAGAAAAAAGAAUUGGAUAAGAUAAUAGAAAAUGAGUUUGAGGUAUUGAAUGAAACGGUACAGAACCAGGAUAGACCAUACAUCGCCGCAUCAGCUCCAGGCACCGUUAGAACUGAGUAUGAAGUGAUGGCAGGUCAACCAUUCACGGAAAUUGGAGACCACUAUAAACCAUUAUCCGACGAGGAAAUUAAAAAUGUGACUGAAAAUAAUCCAAUUUUAGCUGAAAAAGCAAAGCAAAUCCAAAUUGUGAUUAACUCGGAUCGUAAUAAUAGAGACAUGAUGAUACCAUUAAAUCAAAUAAAUAUUUCUAAUUAUGAUGAAAUAAAAGCUGAAUUGAAAUCAGCUGCAGGUGAUCCAGACCAAAUAAAUAGGAUAAAAUUCAAACACAUGAAGGCUUUAUUUAAUUCAGCAGAAAAUUACAAAAACGAUAUGACUAAUCAGAAGCAGAUUGAUAAAGAAAAAGACGAAGAAAAUAUGAUAGAUGAUUCUUCAAGUGAUGACAAAGAGUUUGAAGCUAUUGAUAAAUGUGUAACAGAAUGUACAAAUAAAUCCUAUGAAACAAGGUUUCAGGAGACUAAACAGAUGCUGCUGAGAGUAGCUGAUAAAUAUGACGAUCCCAAUAUAUCAGAAAGCGAGAAGAGUAAGCCUAACGAAGUAGAAAGUUACCCGAUUCUUAAGAAAUCUUCAUCAUGUUUAAUUAAAGCGCCAAAGCAAUGCUCUAUUUUGCAAAAAGUUAAAGAAACAUAUGCGAUUAAUAAAGCUAUGAAUAUACCUCUACAAGACAACCCGGUAAAACUAAACCUUAGUCGAAAACCAGAGGAAAAUGUCAAGAAACAAUUUGACAUAAAACAUUCGGCAAUGCUAGAAAAACUUACAGAUACUAAAGAAGCCCUCUUAAAAAUUGAUAAUAUUUUGAGCGAUUCAAUUCCUGACGAAGAUAAAGAUGAUAAUAUCAAAGAUUCUGUUAAUAUCAUCGAAAUUGAGAAAGCAAACCAGGUUGUUGAAAAUAAUGAGGUUCCAAGUAAAGAUUCCCAAGAAAAAUUCGAUGAGAAAAUGGAAGUAACACUACAAAAUGCACUGGAAAAUAUUUUUGAAAUAGGCAAGAACGAAAAUAAGGAAAAUAAUGAAUUAGAAUUCAAAGAAAUGAAAAGUUUGGCUCGAAACAUUGUUGAAGGUGCUGAAAAUCUCAGCACACUUAUAAGAGAAGAUAUAACUAACAAACUUAACACCAUGAAUGAACUGUUAAAUGAUGUCAAUGAAGCAUUGGAAAAUUCUAGGAAAUCUAAUAUCGCAUACCAGAAGCUUAAAGAAGAAGGAGAGGUCCGCAAACGGGUUAAAGAAAUAGAAGGAAGUAGAGAGGGACAUAACUCUGAUUUGAGUUCUGUAUCCGUUGUGGAUAUUGAUAAUAUAAAUCAGGCAAUUUCAAAAAUUAACACUGAAAUAGAAUGCCAAGAAUCCAGAGUUAGCACCAGUCGAACAAACUAUGAAGCGAGGAGUAAAGAGUGUCAAGAUUUCAUUAAAGAAGUAGAUGUGAUUUUAGAAAAAUCUCACAAAAUUCUACACCCCUGCGAUUCCAAACUUCAUGAAGACAAUAAUAUUACAGGCGAUUCUGUAAAGAGUAAUGUUGGUGACCGUAAGGAGUUGUGGGACGUAGAUUUAAAGAUAAAUAAAACCAAAAUAGACAACAUACAGAAGCAAAAUAUGGAAAGGAACAAGAGAAUUGAUAACCUAUUGUACGAUAUUAAGGAUAAAAUGAAGGAUAAUAAAGAAGUAUUAAGACUAGCAAAUAAUUUACUGAGGCGAGAAGAGGGCAAGAAGAAGUUACAAGAGAAAAAAGCAUCUGAGACACCGCAUAUUGAACAUGAUGAUAGAGCUAUGGGAGAUCAUGUUGGAGUUGAAGAAAAUAAGGAUGACAACACGAAAAUUUCUUCGUCUGACAAUCAGAUUACAGUUCAAAAAGAAGAAGAUAUAAAGAUGGAACAGACUGAAAAAGAGAAACAAAGAGAAUUCCAAUUAAAGCUUGAAAAGGAAAUAGAAGAUAAAGGUCCCAGGAUGACAAAACAGUUUAUAAAAAAUCAUUGCAAACAACACAAAUUGUAUUCUACACCGUACCUUAAUGACAUUUUAUAUUUACAUUUUAAGGGUUUUUCGAAAAUUGAAAAUUUGGAAGAAUAUACUGGUUUGAAAUGCAUUUUCUUGGAAAAUAAUGGUAUCCAACGUAUUGAGGGUUUGGAUACAUUAUCGGAAUUGAAAUGUCUUUACCUUCACUAUAAUGUGGUUAGGAAAAUCGAGAAUCUCCAAGGAUGUCCUAAACUUGAUACGCUUAAUUUGGAUCACAACUAUGUUAAGAAGAUUGAAAAUUUAGACGUCGUUCCUGACUUGCAUACUUUAAGUCUUGGCCACAACAUGUUGGCCACUGUCGAGGACUUGGAGUCAUUGAGAUUAUGCAACAAUUUGUCGGUAUUAGAUCUAUCUUAUAAUCGUUUAGAGGAUCCUCUUAUUGUGGACGUAUUGGCUGACAUGGCGCUUUUAAAAGUGCUAGUCCUAACCGGUAACCCUGUCGUCCGUAACAUUCCCGCCUAUCGCAAAACGUUGACUCUCCGUCUCAAGGAGCUCCUUAACCUGGACAACCGGCCCGUGUUCCCUCGAGACAGAGCCUGCGCUGAGGCCUGGCAACGAGGAGGAGUCCAGGAGGAGAUAGCGGAGAGACGCCGUUGGAUAGCCAAAGAUCAAGAGAAGGUGAUGCAGAGUGUCCGCUACCUUAUAAAGAUGAGAGACGAGAACAAACAAAAGAGAGAGGCUCGGGAACGGGAAGAGAGAGAGAGUCUCGGCCUGCCACCAGUCGUGCUCGAGGUUGACACCACCGAUCCUAAGGAGGCAAAUGCCGAUGAGUCUGUUGAUGAUACUAAAGUAGACGAAACUGAAAAGAAAGACCAGUCUGGUGUCAUUUCGGACAUGCUCUCCGGGUCCGAGGCUGAAGACAGCACGAGCGAUGAAAGUGAUUCAGACAGCGAUUCCAGUGAAAACAAAACAGAGAUGGGAAAAAUAGAAUGGUCUCAAGUUGAUCGCGGCAAACAUCUCAUACAAGAAUUAAAGGAAGAACAGACACCAGAGGAACAGUGGUCGGGUUUCGGGUUAAUUUCCACCGCAGACAUGAAGACUUCAAACGAGUUACAAGCUAUCAGUAAUUUGUUAUUCAAUGAACCAUCUCACGUUGAACCUAAGAGAGUGUCACAGACAUUACAAGAAUCGAGAGAAAUAUUAAAGGAGGCAUUCAACACUGGUGAAGUAACUGAAGAAGAAAUGAAAACUGAUGCGAGACGAAAACCACUUAUUGAGAUAUUGGAAGAAUAUAACAAGAGACCAAAGAAAACGGAAGAAGAAUGCGUUCCAGAAGUUAUACAUUUAAGCGGAAUUACAGAAGAAGGUGACUUGAUAGUAGACCAUGAUAAGAAGCUGGCAUAUGAAAGACAAAAGAUCGUAUCACCGCCAACGACUGGGGUGUUUAAAAAAGAAGGAAGUAUCAGAAAAAUUAAAAAAAUGAAGAAAGUUACCAUUAAGCAAGUAAUAGAUGAGGAACCAGAAGACAAUGAAAAUAAAGAAGAGAAUGAUAAAAAAGAUGUUGAAAAUAAAGAAAAACAAAACGAGACAGAUGUUACAACUACUUCCACACAAAAUAUUAGUGAACGAAGAAGAAGCAUCAUCCACAGUGAAGGUCACGGUACAGCUUUUAUGAAUUACAUGAAACAUAUGAAUAAGGAUCCUGAUUCGAAGGAAAGUGAUGAUGAUGAUGAAGAUUUGAAGCCAAGCGCCGAAGACGAGGAAAUAUUUAAGGAACUCGAGAAAGAGCAGGCGGAGAGAGAAGCUAGGAUCGCUGCGGGGCAACCAGCGGUCGACCCCAUGAAGUUGUAUGACGCAGCCACCAUGGAGGCCUACUACAAACAGCUGGAGGCUCCUCCGGCGCACGCUCGGGUGACCAGGUCUCAUGUCACUGAAUACAGGCAUGAUAACGUGUUUGAUCGGAUUGCCUUGAGCCAACUCACCGGGGGAGAGAGACCAGAUGAGAAUAAAGCAAAAUUAACUCACGUCCCCGGAGCGGUCUUGUUCUCGUACGUCAACAAACAAACACCCGUCGAAGUAAAUUUUGAGAUAGGAGAAGAAGUCCUAGAUUCAGAAGCUUCAACCGCUGGCACGGAGUCGAUACACAUUGACAGUGACAGUGAUAGUGAUGUGCCUGACACUCCAGACUACAAGGAUAUGAAACUGAGACGACCGACAUCAGCUGGAGUUAGACGAGAAGAAAACAAAAACACCAAUAAUAAUGUUCCACACACUAACGAACAUGACCCUGCAAACAAAUCCGUUCUGACCAACGAUAUGAUGACAAACGACAGUAAAGAGCGGUGUGAAGCCAAAAGAUGCAUCAUAGACAAGAUCAACUCCUACGAAGAUAAAAGAUUCCCGUCACAAGGCGUGACGGCGGACGUGGCAGAGAACGCUCGCAUCGAAGACUCGGUGGCCACGGAGUUGUUGAACAGAACUCUCGAGAUGGAAGAGCAGGAACUGUACCGACACAUCGACGCCGUCAACAACCACGCGGGCAGAGUCGACAACAGAACCAACUCCAUCAUCGAGGAGAUCUCGGACCAGUUACACCAGGAGUACACGUUGGCGGAAGUGUCCGAAAUAUUGGAGACACAUGUCGAGGAAGUGGAACAGAGAAGGAGGGAGAGUGCCAUAUACGAAGACGAGGAGGCGCCCCCACAGGAGCUCGACACGACGCUAGUGGGGGAUGUGUCCAACGAUACACUGGUUGCAACGGGAGUAGGAAGCGAUUCCAUGGUUGAUGGGGAUGAAGAGCUCGGCCACGCCGGGGCCAGCAACGUGUCGGCCGAGGACGACGUGUUCGAAGACUGCAUCGAGGAGCUACCCGACCACUACACGCUGGAGAUGAAGCUGGCGCUCACUGAUUGACUCCUAGGAUAUUUUGUUCAUUUCCAAGAUGAUUGAGUUUGUUUGUUUGUUAUUUUUUUGUUUUUGUUUUCACGUUGUGUGCUAAAGUAAAGGAAUUAGUUCAAAUAAAAGUCACUUUAUUCUCUA